AUGUUCAGCCUGUGUGGGUUAAACACGGGAGUGUCCUCAAGUAACCCCUCUAUCACUCUUCCUGACUGGAAAUCAAAUGCAGGCGACUUCUAUCUCUCGAAGUUUCCCGAGAGCCCACAUGCUCAGCUACAGAGAGUGUUUCUGGAUCUCUCUGAAGACUCGUGCCUGGAGUUCUGGUACUACAAACCAGGAGAUGACAGCUCAGAAAUGAGAGUCCUGAUCAGGGAUGCUCUAGAAACACAAAUCUGGAGCUCUCUGCACGUUAAGGGCGACGUGUGGAGACAGGUGUAUAUUCCACUGCGCUUCACGGAGCAGAGUGGUACGCAGAUUACUUUUGAGCUCUGGCAGAGACAGGAGGGAGAAAAAGAAAUAGUCUUUGAUAGGAUUGGAGUAAGGAGAGGACAGUGUGAAAACCAGUGCCAGUCUGGCACCCAGUUCUAUACGGACGAAUCCACCGCAUGUAUCUGUACGGACAGGCAGCUCGCCUGUGCCCAGACCGUCUGCGAGACUAAGAGACCCGUUUCAUCCAGAGAUUCGUCCGUCUCUGGCACCUGCAGCGUGACCAGUGACCUACAAUACACUACCUUUGAUGGGGUCAAGUCCCGUUUCGUGGGUCACUGUACUCAUGUACUGACGAAGGUUUGCACCGGGACCGAGGCACUGCCGGAAUUCGAAGUGGAGGUGCAAAAUGAGCAGAGGGGCAGUUCGUCGGUUUUCCCGAUCAAGCGGGUGAACGUGUACCUAGAGGGUCUGACGGUGACUCUGCUGAGGAAAAACAAAAAAGGGGCCCUGAUAAACGGAAUCUGGAAGAAUCUUCCCCUGAGUAUCGAUGGAGACAAAAUAAAAAUAACCUCAGAAGGCAACACCGUGGUUCUUCGGACACGUUUCAAUCUCCUCGUCUACUAUGACAGAUCCGGCGCCCUUCAAGUAACCGUACCCGACCGGUACUCCAACAGACUGUGCGGCAUGUGUGGCAGCUUUAUGAUGGAUGAUAAAACCGAGAUGCCAGGCAUCUCGCUGGCUAGGUAUGACCGUGAUCUGGGCCAGACGGGGAAUAGUGCCAAGUCUCAAUGUGUGGAGUCCACCAUGUCCGGUACGUGCUCCGAAACGGAAAAGCAGAAAUAUGCGGGCAAGACGUACUGCGGGGCCGUGCUGUCCCGCGACGGCCCGUUCUCCGGGUGUUCUGCCAUCGAUACGUCGGCCUUCUUCAAGAGUUGUGUGUUCGAUAUGUGUAUAACUGGAGGAGAUCGGAAGACCUUCUGUGACUUCCUGGAGGAUUUUGCAAGGGCCUGCGGUGAUGCUGGGAAUUCUGUGGUCAACUGGAGGAACGUGACCAAGUGCCCUCUGGCCUGUGGGCCCAACAGCCACUUUAAUGCCUGCUCAAGUGAUUGCUCUGGUACUUGCUCCAGCCUGGAUGCCCCAGAGGAUUGUGGGAGGUGCGAAGAGAGAUGCCAGUGUGAUGAGGGUUUUCUGCUUAGCAGAGAGGAGUGCGUACCUGCAACGGAUUGUGGAUGCUGGGUAGACGGACAGCAUUAUGAGAGAGGAGAGUCAUUCAUGGAGCCUGACUGCGAGAGGUUGUGCACGUGUCAAGGCAAAGGCAAACUUCAAUGUUCAGCUUCUUCCUGCCCUGCCCAUGAGGUCUGCAAGGUCCAGCAUGGGGUCAUGGGUUGCUUCCCCUCCAGCCCAGUGACCUGCAGCGUCUACGGUGACCCCCACUACAUCACGUUCGACGGCAAGGCCUACUCGUUCCGAGGAACCUGCAACUACACCAUCGCCAAAACGUGCGGUGCAAGCAAAGCCCUGUUUACAAUAACGGCUCGGAACGAGGGAUGGAGCGACUCUUCGUAUCUGAACUCGGUGGCUCUUCACGUGGACGGAUUUCAUCUCGUCGUUAAGAAAAACAGACUGGCUUAUGUAAACGGACGUGAAAUCAAGCUUCCUUAUUCACACAACACCCAAGUCAACGUGUCGCUGGCAGGUCCAUACCUGCAGGUGUUGACAGAUGUUGGGCUGCGCCUGCUGUUUAAUGGAAACAAUCGACUUUUUGUGCAAGUGGAUGAAAGGCACGAGGGAAAGGUUUGCGGCCUCUGUGGGACGUACUCUGGAAGUCAGUUCGAUGACUUUUUGACGCCUGAUGGCGCUUUGGUUCCACACUCUUAUGAAUUUGCUAGCAGUUGGAAUACACAUGAUCCAGACUGGCGCUGUAGCGAUGGAUCCCCCGAACUGCCUCCUUGCCCACCUGAGUUAGACAGCGACGGAUUUGAGGAGUGCAGCAAGCUGUUCGAGGAUGCCUUUAAAGCAUGCCACUGGUUCGUUCCCCCUCAAAUCUUCGUGAACAGCUGUGUUCAGGACUACUGUACCUCAGAGGGGAAUCAAGUUGAGCUGUGCACUUCUCUGGAGAAUUACGUGGCGGCGUGUGAGGUGGCCGAGGUGGAUUUGGGAGACUGGAGGAAGGAUACCAUCUGUGAUCUUCUUCCCACCAAAGCACCAAUAACACACCCAGACACUCCAGCACCAACAAUCCCCAUCCACUCAACACCCAGCACAAGUUGUUCAUGGACCUGCGACUUUGAUGAAAAUGAAUGUGGAUGGGAGCAGCUAAUUCAGGACAGCUUUAACUGGACAAGGCUGUCUGGAUCAACACCGUCUGAGUACACUGGUCCAACCAGUGACCACACAACAGAAAGUGGCUUUUACUUGUAUAUCGAGGGCGACGGAGUUUACCGUGGUGACUCUGCACGCAUAAUAAGCCCAGUAUGCAAUACAGUGGGCACCCAGUGUAUGACCUUUUGGUAUCACAUGUAUGGCUGGGCAACAGCCAUGGGACUUAACGUCUACCAGCUAGAAGACAACCGCGCUACCAAAAUCUGGUCGAGGACCAAUAAUCAAGGCAACCAUUGGCAUUUAGCCCAGAUUGAAAUCUACCCAAGGGGACAAUUUCAGAUUAUCGUGGAAGGCAUUCGAGGUUCGAGCGCUCAGUCCGAUGUGGCAUGGGACGAUGUUAAAAUAGUACAUGGAAAAUGUGAAGAUAUUACUGAACAGCCAGAUGAUGACGUACCGUUAGUGCCCAGUAAAUACCCACCUGUUAUACCAUCAGUGUGUGGAAUCGACUGCAAUUUUGACACCGACCUCUGCACAUGGUCUCAGUUAUUGACGGACGUUUUUGAUUGGACAAGACACAGUGGUUCCACCCCUACAUCGAUGACCGGUCCCUUUUCUGAUCACACAACAGGAAGUGGUCAUUACCUCUACAUCGAGGGCGACACCGCCUCUCACGGUGACACGGCACGUCUCCUGAGUAAGCAAUGCUCCAACGUGCAGCCUCAGUGCCUGCAGUUCUGGUACCACAUGUACGGCUCCAGCUGGACCAUGGGGCUUAGUGUCUACCUGAUACACGGAAACGUAGGUCAAGAGAUCUGGAGAAAGAGAGAGGACCAAGGGAACAUGUGGCAUCAGGCUCUAGUUGAUAUAACUCCACAUGAGAAAUUCCAGAUUUUAUUCGAAGGACGCAGAGGCCACAGUGAGAAGUCAGAUGUAGCUCUGGAUGACGUCUCUUUACACAGAGGAACCUGUGCAGAUUUAAUAAAGGACUUGAUUGGUUCAUCAACACCUGAGUUGUCAACUACAACUUCACAGUCACCCACAACUACAACCCCACCCACAACUUCAACUACACAACCACCUACAACUAUGACUACACAUCCAACUACAACUCCACUACCACCCACAACUACAACCCCACAGCCAACUACAAUGCCAGAAUGUGACACAGUCCCUGGAACUACAACUACACAGCCACCUACAACUACGACUACACACCCAACUACAACCCCACAGCCAACUACAACUCCACUACCACCCACAACUACAACUACACAGCCAACUACAACUACAAUGCCAGAAUGUGACACAGUCCCUUCAACUUCAACUACACAGCCACCUACAACUACACAGCCAACUACAAUGCCAGAAUGUGACACAGUCCCUGGAACUACAACUACACACCCACCCACAACUAUGACUACACAUCCAACUACAACUUCACUACCACCCACAACUACAACUCCACCCACAACUACAACCCCACAGCCAACUACAAUGCCAGAAUGUGACACAGUCCCUUCAACAUCAACUACACAGCCACCUACAACCCCACAGCCAACUACAAUACCAGAAUGUGACACAGUUCCUUCAACUUCAACUACACAGCCACCUACAACUAUGACUACACAUCCAACUACAACUCCACUACCACCCACAACUACAAUGCCAGAAUGUGACCUAUUCCCAUCAACAACAACUUCACAUCCACCUGUACAAACCACCCCGGUUGCAUCUUUUGAACCAGACGUAUCUCCAUUCUCAACCACAUGCAGAAUGGACUGCAAUUUUGACAGCGACCUGUGCACAUGGUCACAAUUACUGACUGAUGUUUUUGACUGGACGAGAAACGAAGGCCCCACCCCAACGUUAAUGACCGGUCCCUCCUCUGAUCACACAACAGGAAGUGGUCAUUACCUCUACAUCGAGGGUGACGACACCUCCCAUGGUGACACGGCACGUCUCCUUAGCGAGAAAUGCUCUGACGUGCAGCCUCAGUGUCUGCAGUUCUGGUACCACAUGUACAGAUCCAGCUGGACUAUGGGACUGAGUGUUUACCUGGUGCACGGAAACGUAGGUCAAGAGAUCUGGAGAAGGAGAGAGAACCAAGGAGAUGGCUGGAUUCAGGCUCAAGUGGACAUCACACCUCAUGAUAAAUUUCAGAUCGUCUUUGAAGGGCGGAGAGGCCACAACACUUUGUCUGACGUGGCUUUUGAUGACGUAUCUCUACACCGAGGAACAUGCAAAAGCCUCGACCAAGCAACGAGAACAUCUGGACCCUACUGA
This is a messenger RNA of Trichomycterus rosablanca, 4887 nucleotides long. Its product is annotated as zonadhesin. The transcript is spliced from 20 exons. Gene Ontology annotation, cellular component: membrane; Golgi apparatus. Bases 1 to 4887 code for a protein of 1628 amino acids. NCBI's taxonomy places the organism in Eukaryota, Metazoa, Chordata, Actinopteri, Siluriformes, Trichomycteridae. The record is from RefSeq and is a predicted model, not a curated record.